This is a messenger RNA of Diorhabda sublineata, 2439 nucleotides long. It is a transcript of the gene Mcm5, whose product is annotated as DNA replication licensing factor Mcm5. The record is from RefSeq and is a predicted model, not a curated record. Gene Ontology annotation, biological process: double-strand break repair via break-induced replication; DNA replication; DNA replication initiation. Bases 122 to 2317 code for a protein of 731 amino acids. The transcript has 10 exons. NCBI's taxonomy places the organism in Eukaryota, Metazoa, Arthropoda, Insecta, Coleoptera, Chrysomelidae. Gene Ontology annotation, cellular component: MCM complex; nucleus. Gene Ontology annotation, molecular function: ATP binding; DNA replication origin binding; single-stranded DNA binding.
AGGUAUAGUUAACGCGAGAAAUAGCUUCUAACCUCAAUCAGUCACUUUAUGUAUAUUCCCGCCAAAACGAUUUGUUUGAGUUAGUUUAUAGUAUCGUUUAGUUUAAUUUCAUUAAACAAAUAUGGAAGGUUUUGAUGAUCCAGGAACGUAUUACAGUUCAAAUUUUGCUCAAGAAGAUACUCCCAAUGAUCAGAUCAAUUUACAAGCGAUUAAAAAGCAAUUUAAAGAAUUUAUUCGCCAGUACCAUACAGACAAUUUUAACUACAAAUACAGGGAUAAUUUAAAAAGGAAUUAUAAUUUACGACAAUAUUAUCUAGAGGUGAAUAUUGAAGAUGUUGGUAGCUUUGAUGAAAAUCUGGCUGAUAAAUUAUACAAACAACCUACAGAUCAUCUUAUGCUCUUUGAAGAAGCCGCUAAAGAAGUAGCAGAUGAAUUAACAGCGCCUAGACCUGAAGGUGAAGAAAAAGUUGAGGAUAUUCAAAUUAUGCUAUCAUCUGAUGCAAAUCCUUCAGACUUAAGAUCUUUGAGGUCAGAAGUAGUAUCCAGAUUAGCAAAAAUUCCUGGAAUUGUGAUUAGUGCAUCGGGUAUUAAAGCUAAAGCAACAAAAAUAUCCAUCCAAUGCCGAACAUGCAGUGAUAUUAUUCCAAACUUGCCUGUAAAACCAGGACUUGAAGGAUAUCUUUUGCCCAGAAAAUGCAAUACGGAACAAGCAGGUAGACCAAAAUGUCCUAUGGACCCUUAUUUCAUUAUGCCAGAUAAGUGUCAUUGCGUAGACUUUCAAAUUUUGAAAUUACAAGAGCUUCCAGAUGGUAUCCCACAGGGAGAAAUUCCAAGACAUAUUACUAUGUACUGUGACAGAUACUUAUGUGAGAGGGUUGUGCCUGGUAAUAGAGUUCAAGUCUUAGGCAUAUUUUGUAUUAAAAAAAUUAACAGAGCUUCCAGAAAAGAAGGAAGAGAAAAGGCUUUAACUGGUGUUCGGACUUCAUACAUGAGAGUUGUUGGUAUCCAACUUGACAGUGAAGGCUUAGGAUCAUCUGCAUGUUCUAUAAUAUCAUCUGAAGAAGAAAAUACUUUCAGAAGAUUAUCAGCCCUUCCUAAUAUUUAUGAUAAAAUAGCGACCAGUAUUGCUCCUUCUAUAUAUGGAUUUGAAGAUAUCAAAAGAGCAAUUGCUUGCCUCCUUUUUGGUGGUUCUAGGAAACGACUACCUGAUGGCUUAACAAGAAGAGGAGAUAUCAAUAUUUUAUUACUUGGUGAUCCAGGAACUGCAAAAUCCCAAUUGUUGAAAUUUGUGGAAAAAGUUUCGCCGAUUGCCGUUUAUACCUCUGGAAAGGGAAGUUCAGCAGCUGGUUUAACUGCUUCUGUUAUGAGAGAUCCAGCUACAAGAAAUUUUGUAAUGGAAGGUGGAGCUAUGGUUUUAGCAGAUGGGGGAGUUGUUUGUAUUGAUGAAUUUGAUAAAAUGAGAGAAGAUGACAGAGUUGCAAUUCAUGAAGCUAUGGAACAACAAACAAUAUCUAUUGCCAAAGCAGGAAUUACAACCACUUUGAAUUCUAGAUGCUCUGUACUUGCUGCAGCAAAUAGUAUUUUUGGAAGAUGGGAUGAAACAAAGGGUGAAGAAAAUAUAGAUUUCCUGCCAACUAUACUCUCUCGUUUUGAUAUGAUUUUCAUUGUUAAAGAUGAACAUGAUAAGAAGAGGGAUAUGACACUUGCAAAACAUAUUAUGGGAGUUCAUAUGAAUGCGGGAGAAACAGCAAAGGAUUCCAAAGAUGGAGAAUUAUCAUUAGAGUUUAUUAAAAAGUACAUAAACUAUUGUCGGAGACAUUGUGGACCCAGAUUAAACCAUGAUGCUGCAGAAAAACUAAAAAGACGUUACGUCAUGAUGCGCACUGGAACUAAUCAACAUGACAAAGAAUGUGAUAAAAAAAGUUCAAUACCUAUUACUGUCAGACAGUUAGAAGCUGUAAUUCGAAUAUCUGAAAGCUUGGCAAAAAUGCAACUACAACCGUUUGCUACUGAAACUCAUGUGGAUGAAGCUCUGAGAUUGUUCAAAGUCUCAACUUUGGAUGCUGCUAUGAGUGGAAACCUUAGUGGUGCAGAAGGCUUUAUAACAGAAGAAGACCAUGAAAUGUUGGUUCGUGUAGAAAAGCAACUCAAACGAAGAUUUGCAAUAGGUACACAAGUGUCCCAGUCAGUUAUAGUACAAGAUUUUGUCCAGCAACAAUAUCCAGAAGGAGCCAUACUUAAAGUUAUACAAGCAAUGAUUAGAAGAGGUCAAUUACAACAUCGUAUGCAAAGGAAAUUACUGUAUCGAAUAAGUUAAAUUGUGCUUGAAAUAGUUUCAAGAGCUUUCCGAUCUAUGGAAAUAUCUUUUUAAUAAUUGAGAUCUUUCAAACUCUCAGUAAUUUGUUAUCUUUUUAUACAUUAUAAGUAUUUAAAAACCAA